This is a messenger RNA of Eptesicus fuscus (big brown bat), 1529 nucleotides long. It is a transcript of the gene IL15, whose product is annotated as interleukin 15. The coding region runs from base 761 to 1249 and encodes 162 amino acids. The transcript has 9 exons. Gene Ontology annotation, cellular component: extracellular region. NCBI's taxonomy places the organism in Eukaryota, Metazoa, Chordata, Mammalia, Chiroptera, Vespertilionidae. Gene Ontology annotation, biological process: neutrophil activation; positive regulation of immune response; positive regulation of T cell proliferation. The record is from RefSeq and is a predicted model, not a curated record. Gene Ontology annotation, molecular function: cytokine activity; cytokine receptor binding.
CCUCUCCGCUUUGGGAAGGGGGGGUGUUGGUGGUUGAAAGGGCGAUAGAAUUCCCCCAAUAGUCUCCGCCUUGGACCCCUCCCACCUCCAGCUGGACCCACCCGUCUCUGCCGGCCGGCUGCCCCGCCCUCAUACAGGGAGUACUUGACUGUGACUUCAGUUUUCAUUUGCACUUCGUGCAGAGGUUUUUCACCUUCUGGCCCUUUAUUUCUCUUGUGGCCUCUUCUCCCCAUCCUCCGCUUCCAGAGGAGCGCAGAUUGCUGGGCGUUCCCCAGUGCGCUCCUCUCUUUGCGUGUUGCCAGCUGCAGGUGAGACUCCAGGUGGGUUGGCGGAGAGCAGUGACGCGCGCCUGACCACCCUCGCCGCAGGUUCCGAGAGAAGACUGCAUCUGGCUGCACAAAGCGCUGAGUUUCUCACCUCGUUGAGCUCAGAAAGUUCAAGAAAGAAACCUGGGAUUCAUGGGGAGAUCAGGACAGACGACUUGCCCGUUCUAUCACAACUGAGGCGACAGAGUCAGCUGUUUGAGAAGUCUGCUUUCAGAAGGAUUUAAGAAUUCAUUUCCACAUAUGGCCAUCUGGUUCUUUGAAGCAGUGUCCUAUCAUGUGCCAUGCUGGUAAUAUCACAGGACGCAGAGAAGUCAAUGUUAGCAUAUAGCCAGCCAACAGGAAGUCAUGAAGUAUUCUGGAUGGAUGGCUGCUGGAAACCCAUUGCCAUAACCAGCUCUUCUUCAAUAUUUAAGGCUUUAUCUGGGCAUUGAGUAAUGAGAAUUUCGAAACCAUAUUGGAGGAGUACGUCCAUCCAGUGCUAUUUGUGUUUACUUCUGAAUAGCCAUUUCUUAACUGAGGCUGGCAUUCCUGUCUUCAUUUGGGGCUGUAUCAGUGAAAGUCUUCCAAAAACAGAGGCAAACUGGCAGGAUGUAAUAAGUGAUUUGGAAAAAUUUGAAAAUCUUAUUCAAUCUAUACAUAUUGAUGCCACUUUAUAUACUGAAAGUGAUGUUCAGCCCAAUUGCAAAGUCACAGCGAUGAAGUGCUUUCUUCUGGAGUUAUGUGUUAUUUGGCAGGAGUCGAAUAAUAUGGACAUUAGAGAGGUGAUAGAAAACCUUAUCAUCCUAGCAAACUCCAGUUUAUCAUCUAAUGGGAAUAUAACUGAAUCUGGAUGCAAAGAAUGUGAGGAACUGGAGGAAAAAAAUGUUAAAGAAUUUUUGCGAAGUUUUGUAAAUAUUGUGCAAAUGUUCAUCAACACUUCCUGAUUGCAGUGAUCCUCUUCAGCAUUUCUGUUAUUUACAAACACUUUCCCGUUGCUCAGAGGCACUGAAACACUUUGCAUUUCCAGUGUGCUGCCAAAGCAAGUUUUUCUAGCAAGAAGAUGAUCAGGAUCUUACGUCCGGUGAACUCUUAGAAAUGAAGGCAGAAAAAUGGCAUUGAGUAACAUGAUGUAAAUGAACAUUUAUUUUUAAUUUAUUAUUGAAAUUGUACAUAUUUGUAACAUAAUAUAAAUUGUCAAAUAAAAUUAUGUACAUAUUUUAUCCU